Acanthamoeba castellanii str. Neff is the source of this 927-nucleotide messenger RNA. RefSeq lists its product as uncharacterized. The record is from RefSeq and is a predicted model, not a curated record. The coding region runs from base 1 to 927 and encodes 308 amino acids. The transcript has 5 exons. NCBI's taxonomy places the organism in Eukaryota, Discosea, Longamoebia, Acanthamoebidae. Gene Ontology annotation, molecular function: protein binding.
AUGGAAGGCAAGAAGAUGCAAGAAGGAGACGAAGAGAUUCGGGUUGGAGUCCACAUACGCGGGUCACCGGCAAGAGCGUCGCCGUUUCCCGUGGCGGCCAUCAGCCUGAUGCUGCCUCGCUCGGCCUCCAUCACUGUACUCAAGGACGUAGUGGCGACGCAGCACGCAGCCAGCGCUCGGCAGCAACCCUUCUCGCUCAUUGACCCCUUCGCCCUCAUCCGCUCGGCCAAGGUAAUCUUUGGCGGCAUCGUGCUGAGCGACACCACCACACUUGCACAGGCCGGCGUGCAAGAUGGCGCCUCGCUCAAUCUCGUCUUGGCAUCAUCAUCUUCUGCACCCUCGUCCCCACCAGUUGCGUGCUACCUGAGCUCGCUGCCGCGCAUCUCCGAGCUGCAUCCCAACGUGGGCCUCACCUCGGGCGGCCAGCGCGUGCUCAUCGUCGGGACCAACUUCAGCCGCAACUGCACCUGCCGCUUCGGCCCCGUGCGCAACCUCCCGCUCAAGUACCACAGGCAAGCCUGUGUGCCGGUUCUCACAACGUUGGCCGCAUUCAGUGAGGAGCUGUUGGAGGUGAUUGCUCCGCCACACCCGACGGGCGUAGUUUCUGUACAGAUCUGCAACCCCUUUCCCUUGGCCAUCCUCCGUCGAGUUAUGCGACCCACAGAGAGCGAAGAUACCACCGAGACGGAGACCGAGACGGAGGCGGAGACCGAUACAGCGAGUCCACUGCCGGGUGCCGGGGCUUCAGGCAGCUGGAGCAACGACGACGUCCUGUUCCAUUACAUCAGCAGAGAGCAGCUCGAACGCGAGGUGAUGGUGCCGGUCGGAGCCGACGCCUGCCGAGAGAAGAUAGCGGAGGCGCUCUAUGGGAUGGGCGCCAGCAGCAUCAACUACCGACGCGACGACGAGGACGGCUUCAUGGGAUGA